CACCACAUUAAGCAUCACUCGUCAAUUACAUCCAUCAUAGACGUACAAUGGCUAGGUACUCGCUUCUAUUUGCAGCAGCAGGACUCCUCCUCCUUGUGACCAUGGCAGAGGCUACCACCAAAACCAUCUUCACCACCAUCACCACCUUCGAGGAGAACCCCACGGGAAAAAGAACUGAAAUGUCUUGUGGUCAGCAGCUGGCUGAGCAGGCGAUGCUCAACCACUGCAUGAUGUACCUUGACACUGCCUCAGGAAUGAGCAUGGGACGAGGGAGGAUGUCUGAGCCAAUUACCCCAGAACAGCACCUGGAGCUGUGUUGCAUGCAGCUAACGAACAUCGAUGAGACGUGCAGGUGUGAGGCCAUCGAGAUGAUGAUGAACCAACAAGGGUGGACGCAACAACAGAUGGGUAAGAUGAUGGGCAUGGCGAAGAACUUGCCCAAAACAUGCAAAGUCGAACCUGGAAUGUGCAAAAUGCGAGCCCUCUGGUUCUAAAUUCACAUGCCAUUUAAGUGGUCCGUAGUUAAUAAAAUGAGACUCACUAUCACACCAUCGUGUGUACCUAUGUAAUAUAUUCGAUCGGAUGUCUCGAUAUUUAAUAAAUUGUGGACUUAUUCCUUUUA
Lactuca sativa (garden lettuce) is the source of this 622-nucleotide messenger RNA. RefSeq names its product albumin-8. Gene Ontology annotation, molecular function: nutrient reservoir activity. The record is from RefSeq and is a predicted model, not a curated record. NCBI's taxonomy places the organism in Eukaryota, Viridiplantae, Streptophyta, Magnoliopsida, Asterales, Asteraceae.